CCAGACGGUCUUCCUGGGAUUUGUCUAGACCCGGGGCGGCACCUUCCAGAGGCUGAGUGGGACUAACGGGACUGUAGGACGCAGGGGACCCCGAGUCGAGUCUCCCGUCCGGAGGGACACCUGGGCUCUCAGCGCUGAGUUGUCGGGAGAUCCGAACUUGAGACCGAGAUCGCAGUAGAGCUGGGGAGGUACUUGGGGACCAUGCCGUACAUGCUCAUUAGUACCCAGAUCCGCAUGGAGGUGGGUCCCACCAUGGUGGGAGAUGAAUUCUCUGACACGGAGCUGAUGCAGUACUUGGGGGCCACAAAGAGGAAUAUGCUGGGAAACCAUUUUUGGGAGUACUGUGUCAACGACCCACCCCGAGUAGUUCUGAACAAACUGGAGGCCCGAGGCUAUCGUGUGGUGAGCAUGACCGGCGUGGGCCAGACCCUCGUGUGGUGCCUGCACAAGGAGUAGCCCCGGCUAGAGGUCCCAGUGGAGAGCCGCCCCUCCUCUCGCCCUGUCAGGGGCCCCUGGCACAAGCUGCUGUCCACGGUGACGGAGGAAGGCUGGCUGCCCGGCCUGCUUUGGCCCCACCACAGCCAGUAGGACAACCUUCCUAGAGGGAGAAGGAACUUUGCCCGGGGCGGGGGUGGGGGCAUCUAAUCCUAGAUUUCCCCAACCACGGCCCCAGCAGUCUGGUGGGUCCAGGUCAAACUGUAAGCUAGUCUGAGCCAAUAAAGAACUGUGCUGA
Messenger RNA from Monodelphis domestica (gray short-tailed opossum), 733 nucleotides. RefSeq names its product GTP cyclohydrolase I feedback regulator (gene GCHFR). Gene Ontology annotation, cellular component: cytoplasm; nucleus. Gene Ontology annotation, biological process: negative regulation of biosynthetic process. Gene Ontology annotation, molecular function: GTP cyclohydrolase binding. Lineage: Eukaryota; Metazoa; Chordata; Mammalia; Didelphimorphia; Didelphidae. The record is from RefSeq and is a predicted model, not a curated record.